Corylus avellana is the source of this 2609-nucleotide messenger RNA. The record is from RefSeq and is a predicted model, not a curated record. NCBI's taxonomy places the organism in Eukaryota, Viridiplantae, Streptophyta, Magnoliopsida, Fagales, Betulaceae.
CUCGUCUCUAAAUUCAUAUAGUUUCACAUCAAAUACUCUCUCUUCGCUGGACCAAACAAAACCUCCAUUACUGGAGCUCGAUCGCAGGUAGGCACCUGCAUUUUUCGUUUUGCGGUUUGGUUCUUUGAUCUAAGAACUAAUGUGACGUGCAUUUUGUCCAUUGCGUUCUCCUCCGUCCGAUUCGCUGCCUGUGGAAGAUGGACAAAGGAUUUAAUCCAAUUCAACGGUUCUUUUUUAUUCAAGAAUUUUGGUAGCAUUCUACAGAAGCAAAUAUCAAGCAGGCCAUGGCAUGCACUUCAUUUUCUCUUCCAACAUCUCCGCAGUUUGCUCCAACGACGGAGGACAUCUUCAAAGAGCACGUCGGUCUGCGCCGCUCGCAUUCUGUCAAGGACCUUCACAAUGGACCCCGUUUCCGGAGGUCCUACUCUGACAACAACCUUGUUUAUCCCAUCAACCGUAUCCAAGCCACUGCCACACAGCAAAAACUAAGGAACAGUCGUUCUUUGGGAAUUUUCCCAUUCCAAUUCUCUAGCUCUAUUCUCCCAAACUUGUUUGACCCAGAGGCAAGUAAGGAGAUGAAUAUGGUGGAGAAGGAUAUGAAUAUAGAGGAGAGCUCGGUGGACGGUAGUAAAGAAGAGGAGAGAAAGAGAUCGAAUUGGAUGGAGAGGCUGCUGGAAAUAAGAAGUCAUUGGAUAAACAGGCAGCAGAAAGAGAGUGUGGGUGAAGACAUUGGCUGUGAAGAGGGCAGCAUUGGUGAUUGUGAUUAUGGUGGAGAUGAAGGUGGUUGUGCAGCCUGUUAUGGUUCAGAAGAAGAAGGAGGAGUCGGAUAUGAUCGCAAAACAUUCUCAAGGCUUUUGGUUCGAGUUCCAUGGUCUGAUACCAAGCAAUUUUCUCAAUUGGCGUUCUUGUGCAACAUGGCUUAUGUGAUACCAGCAAUCAAGGCCAAGGAUUUGAGGAAGUAUUACGGCCUGCAGUUGGUAACAUCUUCACUGGAGAAGAAAGCAGAGGCAGCUGCGAUUAAAGCCAAACUUGAUGAGGACUCUGUUCGAGUACCCCAAGAUGCCUCAGCAGCUGAUGAAUCCAGUUCAAAGAAGGAUUUGGAAUCUGAGAAGAAGCGUCCGAUCCGCUCAUCUCUUGCUUAUGAGAUUGCUGCCUCGGCUGCUUCGUACCUCCAAUCACGGACCAAGGGCCUUUUGUUCCUUAGCUCUGAACCACAGCAAGAGGGUGAUGGCGAGGUUUCGUGUGAAAACGGAGCUCAACCGCACAAGGAGGGAGAGGACUCACCCCGAUUGUAUAAUCAAGAGGUGGCUGCUUACAUGGCAGCUUCAACAAUGACUGCAGUGGUUGCUGCUGGAGAGAGGGAAAAGCAGGAGGCAGCAAGGGCCCUUCAGUCACUCCAUUCAUCACCUUGUGAAUGGUUUGUUUGUGAUGAUUUGAGUACGUGUACUCGCUGCUUCGUGAUUCAGGGAUCAGACUCCUUAUCGUCUUGGCAAGCAAACCUUUUCUUUGAACCGACGAAAUUUGAGGUAACAAUCUCUCCUCUGCUCUGUAAAUGCAUGUCUACCGACAGAACCAUUGAAUCCCUGUCCUGGUUGCAGGGUACAGAUGUGCUUGUUCAUAGAGGAAUUUAUGAAGCUGCAAAGGGAAUAUAUGAGCAAUUCAUGCCAGAAAUAAUCGACCAUUUGAACACAUAUGGAGAUCGUGCAAAACUUCAAUUUACUGGCCACUCUCUUGGGGGUAGUCUCUCUCUUUUAGUCAACUUGAUGCUACUGACCAGGAAAGUUAUCAAGCCCUCCACUCUCCGGCCGGUUGUCACUUUUGGCUCACCAUUUGUGUUCUGUGGGGGCGAAGCCAUACUUGAUGAGUUGGGUUUGGAUGAGAGCCACGUUCACUGUGUGAUGAUGCAUAGAGAUAUCGUCCCUAGAGCCUUCUCCUGCAACUACCCUGACCAUGUUGCCGUACUACUCAAGCGUUUAAAUGGCGCCUUUAGCACACAUUCUUGUUUAAUAAAAAAUAAACUAUUGUACUCGCCUUUGGGCAAACUAUUCAUUCUGCAACCUGAUGAGAAGUCAUCUCCUCCGCAUCCUUUGCUCCCCCCAGGGAGUGCUCUGUAUGUAUUGGACAAGGCUCACUCCGGCUACUCCGCAAAUGCCCUGCGAACUUUCCUCAACAGUCCCCACCCACUAGAGACACUAAGCGAUCCUACCGCCUACGGUUCCAAUGGUACGAUCCUUAGAGACCAUGACUCGAGCAACUAUCUGAAGGCCAUCAAUGGGGUGCUACGGCAACGUACAAAGAUGGUUGUUCGGAGAGUAAGAGAACGGCGGAAUCUACUGUGGCCGCUCUUGACUUCACCAUCUCCACACACAUGGACCCUGACAGUAACUUGAACAACAACAGUUUAGUGACAAAGGAGAUAAUGACUGGAGUAUGAAGAAACCCAUUCACAGGGAUUCUCCACCUAUACAUGUAAAGGAUGCAGAUUGACACGCUCAAAUCAAGAGCGUUUCAUGUUCUAAUCGUGCAUAUCUGUUUCAUGCACAUAUUGCUAAACAUCUCACUCAUCUCUGUACUUGGGUUACUCAUCGUUGACUCACACUGUUAAUAAU